Molecule: messenger RNA, 1995 nt
Organism: Ipomoea nil (Japanese morning glory)
Lineage: Eukaryota; Viridiplantae; Streptophyta; Magnoliopsida; Solanales; Convolvulaceae
Product: probable receptor-like serine/threonine-protein kinase At4g34500
Exons: 7
Coding region: 234-1676 (480 amino acids)
Biological process (GO): protein phosphorylation
Molecular function (GO): ATP binding; protein kinase activity
Source: RefSeq, a predicted model, not a curated record
AGGGGUUAUAUUGACAUUGCGGAACUCUUAAUACAGCUUUCUCGUCGAUGCCUUCCUCACUACACUUGCAUCACACUGUAUCUCCCUGAAAGCACAUCCGCUCUUUUCUCAGUCCGGUAGAACCAAAACCUCCAUUGCUCAAUCCUAUCCAAUGCGGAGCCCAUAAUUCACCUACUAGCUUCCACGGCUCACAUUCCCUCGCGUUUCCACGUGCCGGCGGGCCUCCGGGAAGAAUGGCGGAUUCCGGCAAUAAUAACAGCUCUGGUAAGUUGUCUACCAGCUUUUUCACCUCAAAAACUCAAAUUCUAGGGCUCCAACUGUACGUCGUGAUCGCCGCCGUCGUCGUCAUUUUGGUCUUUGUCUUCGUCCUGAUAUUUCUGUUCCUCCGCCUGAAUCGGAGGUCCGAGCCACGUCGCCUAGGCGUGAAGCGCGGCUCAGGGCUAGUUCCGUUAGUUGCCAAAGAGAUUUCCGGCACCAAAACUCGCGAUCGCUCUGUGAUCUGUAGAGUAAAGGAGCUCGAAGAUAAGGAGAAGGAGACUAAGGCGAUUUUGCGAGAGGAUGCGGCGAAAGUCACUGAUAUCGAGUCCGAUGAUCAUAAGGGAAGUUCCGGAAGCAAUAAUUCCAGUACAAGUCAGUCAUCGUCGUCGACGGACGCCUCGAAUAUUGGAUGGGGCCGGUGGUACAGUUUGAAAGAGCUGGAAACGGCCACCAGAGGAUUUUCAAGCGUAAAUGUGAUCGGAGAAGGCGGAUACGGCAUCGUUUUCAGAGGAGUUUUGCCCGAUGGUUCAGUCGUUGCGGUGAAGAAACUUCUAAACAAGGGUCAGGUAGAAAAGGACUUCAAGGUAGAAGUUGAGGCCAUUGGCAGAGUAAGACAUAAAAACCUGGUGGGUUUGCUUGGUUAUUGUGCUGAAGGGACUCAAAGGUUACUUGUGUACGAGUACAUCAAUAAUGGCAAUUUGGAGCAGUGGUUACAUGGGGAUGUAGGGCCUGUUAGUCCCCUAACUUGGGAUAUUCGAAUGAAAAUCGCAAUUGGUACUGCAAGAGGACUUGCCUAUUUGCAUGAAGGUUUGGAACCCAAAGUUGUACAUCGCGAUGUGAAGUCAGGUAAUAUUCUUUUGGAUAGAAAAUGGAAUGCCAAAGUAUCUGACUUUGGACUUGCCAAGCUGCUAGGAUCAGAGAAAAGCUACGUGACCACCCGUGUUAUGGGAACUUUUGGAUAUGUUUCUCCAGACUAUGCCAGCACUGGUAUGCUCAAUGAGGGUUGUGAUGUGUAUAGCUUUGGUAUUCUACUCAUGGAAAUUAUUACUGGAAGAAGUCCAGUUGAUUAUUCAAGACCACCUGGAGAGAUGAACCUGGUUGAGUGGUUUAAAGGAAUGGUAGCCAAUCGCCGAGGAGAAGAAUUGGUUGAUCCCCUAGUUAAGGUUCAUCCACCUCCAAGAAUCCUAAAGCGGGCAUUGCUGGUUUGCCUUCGAUGCAUAGAUUUGGAUGCGAACAAGCGACCAAAGAUGGGACAAAUUGUCAAUAUGCUCGAGGCUGAUGAAUUCCCUUUCCGGGCUGAACCCAGAACAACUCAAGAAACUGCUCCUCUCUAUACACGAACUAGUAACGAUAGAGAUGGAUUAGCUACCAAGGAUGAAGUGGGUGAUGAUGAGCAGAAACCUAGCUGGAGACGAUAAAUAGUGAGAAGAAAGGGUGAAUGUGUUGUGUAAUGUAAUGUAUAUAUUCCUUGGAACAGUGCAUCAACCUGAUUGAACAUAUAUGCCAGUGUGGACAUAAAGACUCAGGGAUCUUUGGCCUGUGUUAUAUACAGCCUAUCAUUGAUAAGGCUAGGCCAGCCUUGUAUAUAUAAGGUUAUAUUUGUAUGGUUUCUAUGCAGUGAUACAAAAAUUUGUUUUUACCACAUUUUCUACUCUUGUAAACAACUCGAAAUUGAUGAAAAGUUUGAUACUCCUUGAGUGGAUGAAGGGCUUCAUCCAUUCCUAAUAGCUGAUUGUA